UCUUAUUAAUCAUAGAAAAUGGAGUCCACCCCAGUUAAGCUCUAUGUUGAUGAUGGCAGCCAGCCUUCCAGAGCAUGCAUGAUCUUCUGUGAGAUGAACAACAUUCCUUAUGAGAAGGUCGAGACGAGGAUUCUGAAAGCACAGCACAAGACUGAAGAAUUUAAGAAGAUUAAUCCCUUAGGACAGGUCCCUGUAUUGCAGGAUGGAGAACAUUAUUUUAGAGAGAGCCAUGCUAUUUUGAAGUAUCUCCACUCAACUAGAAAUUGUCCAGAUCAUUGGUACCCUUCAGAUGCAAUAAAGAGAGCCAGAGUAGAUGAGCUCCUUGAUUGGCAUCAUUGUUUCCUCAGACAAGGAGCUGGGAAUACGGUUUUCAAGACUUUAUUCGGACCUAAAAUCGGAAUGAAAUUUUCUGAGGGAGAAAUAGAAUGGCACAAGACCAUCCUUUCAUAUUCUUUACACAUGCUAGAUUCAAAAUUCCUUGGAAACCAUAAGUUCUUACUUAGCGAUGAAUUGACUAUUGCUGACCUAUCAAUUUUCUGUGAAUUAACAAGCCUAGGCUUCCUUUCAAUGGAUUUUUCUGAAUAUCCCAAUAUCAAGACUUGGUACAGUGCAAUAGACAGCAUUGAAGAAGUUAGCAAAGUUUGUAAGCCUGUUAAGAAGUUCAUAAAGAUGUUCAAUAACCAACUGAAAGCUAAAAUCUAA
Molecule: messenger RNA, 702 nt
Organism: Moneuplotes crassus
Lineage: Eukaryota; Ciliophora; Spirotrichea; Euplotida; Euplotidae
Source: the annotation of a GenBank genome assembly